CAAUAAGAAGUUAUAGAGCUGGUCCACAGAGUUAACCUUUUUUCAAAUUAUGAAUAAAUUGUCUUUUGUUUAUAAAAAAAUUUAUACAAAUUUUUUCUAUAUAUAUAUUAAUAAUUGAAGAGAAUCAUAAAAAAACACGACGUCUUAGAAGAGAGGUCAUAAAUUUCUGUAUUUACCCCAUUUAAUGCACAAUGAAUAAAAAAAUCAUAACAAAAAUAACAUAAGAAGUUAUUGUGUGAAUUUUAAUGGAAAACUGAAGAAAUCAUAAUUUUCAUGACGGGAAUCCCAGAAAACCGUUCAAAGUAUUAGUUUUUGAUUAUCGCUCAAUUUUUAUACUUCGUUGACGGGAAGAACAAACUGAAAAACACAAAUCGAUAAUAUACAAUUGCAAUAUUUCUUAUGUGUUUCAACUGGUGAAUCAUUACUUUGAAUGACAGAAUGGUGCAGAAAUAUGUUGGUAUUGAUACAAAAAGCGAUAUGAUCUCGAAAGAAUCGAUUUUUUUGAAUUUGAAAGCGAUUUAGGAAGUGACAUCAUUGAAAUCAGACAGAAAAAGUCAUCGCCUGAGAGAGGAACUUCUUCUUUUGGAAACAUCAUGGUUCAUAUUAAACGUAAAGUUUUAUUCAAUGGGAGUUUGCUUAACUAUAUGAAAAAUGUAAGAUUCAGUUCAUCAUUAAAAGUUCAAGAUAAAGCACGCCCUCAACCGGAGUUAGAGAAUUCAUUCAAAUAUGCGGACAUAUCGGUUCGUUUAGCGCCACCAAAUUUACUUCAACCAAAACCGGAUGUUCGGGAUUUGGUAUUUGGAAAAUUCUUUACAGAUCACAUGUUCAAAGUUUUUUUUCAUGAAGAUUUAGGAGGAUGGCAAACACCAGAAAUCACUCCUUUAGAAAACUUAGUUUUGCACCCAGCAUGCAAAGCUUUACACUACGCCGUACAAGUAUUUGAAGGCAUGAAAGCUUAUCGUGGAAAAGAUGAUAAGAUUCGAUUGUUCCGUCCCGAACUAAAUGUGGAAAGAAUGAAUCUCUCAGCUCAACGAUUGGGUUUACCGACGUUUAAUAGGACAGAAUUCAUAAAAUGUUUAACCAGGUUAAUCAGUAUUGAUCAGGAAUGGGUACCACAUUGUGAAACUGCCAGUUUAUAUAUAAGACCUACUCUUAUUGGUGUGGAUCCUACAUUGGGAGUUGCAACAUCUCGUUCCGCGCUCUUCUAUGCUAUUCUUUGUCCAGUUGGAUCCUAUUUUCACAAGAAAGUCACCAAAGGUGUAUCGCUUCUUGCUGACCCGAGUUUUACAAGAGCAUGGCCUGGUGGCUGUGGUGAUCGUAAAAUGGGUAGCAAUUAUGCACCAACGAUUCAUGUUCAAGAGAAAGCAGAAGAAAAAGGUCUUCAGCAAGUUUUAUGGCUUUAUGGCGAAGAUAUGCAGUUAACUGAAGCUGGAACGAUGAAUAUUUUCAUGUUUAUUAUAAAUGAUGAAGGAGAAAAAGAAUUGAUAACUCCGCCAUUAAACGGUUUAAUUCUUCCUGGAAUUACGAGAAGGUCAAUUUUGAAUUUAGCUCUAGAAUGGAAUCAGUUCAAAGUAACGGAAAAAAAUAUAACGAUGGAACAAGUGUGCCGUUUAAAUUCUGAAAAAAGGAUAUUAGAAAUGUUUGGAGCGGGAACUGCCUGUGUGGUCAGCCCAAUAUCUAAAAUCAGUUUUCUCGAUCAGAAUAUAUACAUACCAACAUUAGAUCAAUUGAACCCUAUCCAUCCGAUGUUUCUCAAGGCUCUUUUAGACAUUCAAUAUGGAUAUAUACCCGAUCAUCCAUGGGUGUUGAAAAUCGACUAAUACAAGAAUUUAAUUCUUCUUAUGUUAGGACAAUCUGAAAAAUUCAGUAUAUUCUGAAUAGUUAACAAUGCGACCUAAAAGAUCGAUAUACACAAUAAUGUAAUUAUUUGCUAUCUUAUAGUCAAAUCCUCUAUUUUUUUUAUAAUUUUGAUAUUGAUAAUAAUAAAGAGACAUUGUAAAUAAUUAUCAAUAAUGUAAUGAAGCCCUAUCUCUAUCACAACUGUAAAUAUGUUUACUUGAAUUUUGUUCAUUUGUUAAUUUUUAUUCUA
This is a messenger RNA of Microplitis demolitor, 2089 nucleotides long. RefSeq names its product branched-chain-amino-acid aminotransferase, cytosolic (gene Bcat). Gene Ontology annotation, biological process: L-leucine biosynthetic process; L-valine biosynthetic process. The record is from RefSeq and is a predicted model, not a curated record. Gene Ontology annotation, cellular component: mitochondrion. Gene Ontology annotation, molecular function: branched-chain-amino-acid:2-oxoglutarate transaminase activity. The transcript has 8 exons. Lineage: Eukaryota; Metazoa; Arthropoda; Insecta; Hymenoptera; Braconidae. Bases 594 to 1820 code for a protein of 408 amino acids.